AUGUCACCCUCAAGCAUUCCCACGGUCCUAAACUUCAUAACGGGCAACAAGAACAAGCUCGCCGAAGUCCAAGCAAUUCUUUCUGGUGUCAUCGAGCUGCGGAAUCAAAACGUCGAUCUAGUCGAGAUCCAAGGCACCGUUGAAGAAGUCACAAAAGAUAAGGCACGCAGAGCAGCCGAAGCGAUUCAAGGUCCUGUCUUAGUAGAAGACACAUGUCUCUGCUUCAAAGCUAUGAACGAUCUUCCGGGACCGUAUAUUAAAUGGUUCAUGCUCUCCCUUGGCGCCUCCAACCUCCACAAAAUGCUCUCCGGCUUUGACGACAAGUCCGCCCAAGCCGUAUGCACAUUCGGAUACUGCGAGGGACCAGGCCACGAAGCGAUUCUCUUCCAAGGACGCACAGAUGGGAAGUUGGUAGAAAGCCGGGGUCCAACUGUUUUCGGUUGGGACUCGUGCUUCGAGUACGAAGGCCAGACGUAUGCUGAGAUGGAAAAGAGCGAGAAGAAUAAGAUUAGCCAUCGGGCUAAGGCACUGGACAAGUUGAAGGAGUGGCUGGCGAGCAAGAAAACUGAGGCGUAG
Molecule: messenger RNA, 576 nt
Organism: Alternaria burnsii
Lineage: Eukaryota; Fungi; Ascomycota; Dothideomycetes; Pleosporales; Pleosporaceae
Product: ham1-like protein
Exons: 4
Coding region: 1-576 (191 amino acids)
Biological process (GO): nucleoside triphosphate catabolic process
Cellular component (GO): cytoplasm
Molecular function (GO): nucleoside triphosphate diphosphatase activity
Source: RefSeq, a predicted model, not a curated record